This is a messenger RNA of Gasterosteus aculeatus aculeatus (three-spined stickleback), 1207 nucleotides long. RefSeq names its product c18h3orf33 homolog (H. sapiens) (gene miso1). NCBI's taxonomy places the organism in Eukaryota, Metazoa, Chordata, Actinopteri, Perciformes, Gasterosteidae. The record is from RefSeq and is a predicted model, not a curated record.
CUCCCACAGAGGCGGGGCGUCCGGCGAGCAGCGAGUGUCAACAACAUGCCGGAGUCUUCCGGAGAAACAGAAACUGAGAAAAAGCUGACAGGCAGACAACAAAGAGAUCAAGGACCUCCUUCGUCUCAUGAAAUCGUGUCUUUGGUAUCUCAGUUUGCAGAUGAUCACUUAGCACUCGUGCGGUUCCUCCCAAGCUAUUCCUCCAUGCGAAAUGCUGUCAACGCCCUGACCAGAUCAUGUCAGGCUUCACCAGUGGUUCCAGGUGGUGUUUUUGAUGCCCCUAACAUCAGCACAGGGUUGGCAGUUGCUGGUGUCAUUGUAAUUGCAAGGAGCAUUAAACUGGUCACCAAAUUUCGAGCCGUGUCUGAGAUUCCCGCUCGUUUCAUUGAGAGCAAUAUCAGCCUUCGUGGGAAAGUUCAUUCAAUCACAGAGAGAGGACUUGAGGUGGAACAUGUCCCAAUUUAUCUGCCAAUCGUCUCUACGUUACUUUCAAAACACAAAGGCGGCGCCACGUCCCCGAUGCUGGUGCAUCUCGCAGGAGUGGAGUUGACUCCGGAGGGCAAAGUAUGGCUGCACAAGAACUUGGCUCCUUCCCAAACAGUCUGGCUAAAACUUAUCAGCCGAGAAGACGACAUGCUGCACUGUUUGGUGUCUCAAAGCGGGCUGGGGUCGAUGUGGAGCUACUGUAUGAACGAAGAGGUCCUCCGGCUCGGUCUGGCUCGCACCGCGCCCCUGGUCGGGGUCCUGCCGGACUCUCGUCUCUACUGGCGUCUCCUCAAACGGCUGCACAGGGCAGAGGUCAAAGCUGAGAAGAAGGGGCGGGGGCUGUGGCAGCGGGACAGCCUGUGGGAGAGGGCCUCCAAGGUUGUCAGGGCCAAUGCUUUAUUCAGACUGAUGAGGAGGAUGUUUGGGAAGAACAGUGAAUGAUGGUUCCAAGAGAGCUGUUUAAUUAAAAUGUGACAGGACAUAAUCUGCCUCAGUUAUUCUGUAUACCUGUGAUGUAUUGACACAAAGCAUUUAACAAUCUUACCACAGGCUUUAAAAAGUUCCAUCUAUCACUAAUCUGUAAUGUGUGAUACAUACGCUUAUUAACGCUAUGAAAACAACCUGAUCUUACUGAGUUUACAUGACUAACUACACCUGUUGCAAUGGUUUGUGUUUUAGUUUUACUGAAAGUUUGAAAUGAUUAAAAUGUAUUGCAAACCUC